AAAUUCAUAUAUAAUUUAAGAUUUGUAUUUUUGAUACACAAAAUACCAAUUGGUAUAAUAAAAUAAAAUAUAUUUUAGCUGAUAUAUAAGAUAAAGUUUUUUAAAAUAUUAUUAUUUUUAUAAAUUAAUAAAAUAUGAUAUUUUGAUAUUGCUAAUUAUAGAGUUUUUAUUGUACUUUUCAUUAGAAAUGAUGGCUAAGUUUGUCAUUAGAUUAUGUGGAAUGCUAAAGAAUAGUAAAUGAAGGAUGCUUUGUUUGACCAUCUCAACACACGUCCCGGUAUUAUCAUGUUGCCUUUUUUUUUUACUUAUUCAAGAGUAGUAUAGAUAAUAAUCUUUUUGGUUGAAUAAUCUUAAUGAUUAUGAAUAGUAAACAUUGAUUUUAGUUAAUAUAAGCAUACUCUUUCGUAUAAAUUAAGUACUUUUAUUUGUACUUUUUACUGCUAUGACCAAAAUAUCAUAAAAUAUGUUAAUAUCUAAACUCUUAAUACAAAUGGAUGGAUCAAUAAAUAAUCUAGAAAUGACAUAGUUGCCAUGUUCGGUACUCCGUACUCGGGCUGCAACCACUUCCAGCGAUCAAAAUUUACACAUCAAAAUAGGAAAAAUAAAUAGUGGAGAAAAAUUGACCUGCCGCUGCCGCUGCGAUUACAUUUUACAAAGGUUGCACGGUGUUUUCCGUGACGUUGUGUAAAAUAGCGGCAAUUAAACGAGUGCUGCAUCUAAUUUUAAUGGUGAAAAGUACGGCUACCAGCGGUGUUCUCCGCAAAUUUGGACAAGAAGUCAGUUAUAAUUUUGGUAGCUCACCGCUGACGCAGCAUCCGUGUACCGAACAUGGUUAUUAUAUUCUUAAGUAUCAUUUUCGUAGGUAAGCUUUAAACUGUAAGUGAGUAAGAAUGAGCACAAAAUAAAAUUAUACCAUUUUCAUAUAAGUUUUUUGUCUUCAUUAUAUUCCUUACAUUAUAAUAUGGAUACAUGAGCCAUGAGUCUUACAUACACGAAUUACAACAUACAACUUGAAAAAUACGUAGCACGAAAAGCACGAACGGUAGUUACAGUCAUUAACAUUUAAAUAUCCAAGCUAAUUCUAGAUUGCCUGUUAAAAGUCUCUAAUAAACAAACGAACAAAAGUUGUAAUAAAUCAUAUUAUUAAAUGUAUUACGAAUUUAGCAUGGACCGACAUAUUCAAGAUUAAUAUUCUUUUCAAACCGUUAUGAAAAAUAUUUCAACGUUAAAGACUUUACAAAAAGAGGGGAUUAGAACGAAUCUCUGUUAAAUUUCGCAGCUUCACACAUAUUAUAACUAAAAAUAUAUAUUUAUAAACCCAAACCUCUUAUCAUAUAUAAAUACACCAUGUUGCCGCUUUAUGACAUUUCACAUCAUCCACGCGUAACAAAAAGCAAGAGAAAAUGGGAAACAGCAUCACGAUUAAGAGAAAGAGAGCCAAAGUGAUGAAAAUCGACGGUGAGGUUUUCCGCAUUAAAACUCCGGCGACGGCGAGAGAAGUCACGGCGGAUUAUCCCGGCUACGUGCUGUUAGACUCCGAAGCUGUUAAACACUUCGGAGUACGUUCGAAACCGCUCGAGCCGAGCCAGCUCUUGAAACCCAAGAAGACGUAUUUUCUCGUCGAGCUUCCGAAGCUUCCGCCGGAGACGACGUCGGGAACUGAUAAUAAGCUUCCGUUACGGCGAGUGAUGUCCGGAAUUCACGUCGGCGCGAAGGAGCGGUUGGAGAUGCUCAUGCUUUCUCGAAGAACGGUUUCGGACGUGGCGGUUGGUAGAUCAGACGGCGGCGAUGGGCUUGGGCUUGGGCCUGGUCAAACGAGCGUGAGGUUUAGGCUGCCUCGUUCUCAGAUUACAAAGUUCAUGGAGGAGAGCAAUGAUGAUUCUGAGAUCGCGGAUAAGAUUUUAAGUUUCUAUAGGGAGAGCUCCGGCGAGAUUGGCGGCGGUGACAGCCACCGGAAACUUGGAACCGGGAAGAUUAAGAAGCAGGUGAGUUUCGCCGGAGAUGGUGGACGGGAGCUUCCUGUGUUAUGGAGCAGAACGGGAAACCAAUCGUCAUCAAUUGGAUAAAAAAAAUUCCUUCUCUUUAUUUUCCUAUAUAUAUAUACAUAUUGUGGUAGGUAUCAUAUUUGUGCUAGUGUAUAUAUAUCGUUUUAUUUUGCAAUUUGAAAUCAUGUAGAACUUGUUUCCUCCUGUGUCAACAGAACUUUCAUUUUGUUUUAUAAAAGAGUAGUUCAUAGAUAGACUGAAAGGUCCAAAAGUCAGAUUAAUCUC
Messenger RNA from Brassica rapa (field mustard), 2270 nucleotides. RefSeq lists its product as uncharacterized. NCBI's taxonomy places the organism in Eukaryota, Viridiplantae, Streptophyta, Magnoliopsida, Brassicales, Brassicaceae. The record is from RefSeq and is a predicted model, not a curated record.